UAUACUCCAGCCUCAAAGGGACGAUGGUGGAGGGCUGGUAAAGAUGGCGGCGCUCUCCGAGGAUGGGAGGUACGGAUUAAAUUGUGGCCAACAGAGCGCAGAUAGAGUCACCGUAUUACACGUCAAAUUGACCGAGACAGCGCUGAGAGCAAUAGAGAGCCACCAAAACUGUAAGAAUGUACCUUCUUUGCGGCCAACAAUACAAUUCAAGGGACUCCAAGGGUGCAUUAAAAUUCCCAAGAAUGAUUCCUCCUCAGACACCUUCCACAAUUUUGAUUUCUACCUGUCUAAUGUGGGCAAGGACAACCCUCAGGGAAGCUUUGAGUGCAUCCAUCAGUAUGUGUCAAGCUCAGGGGCCUCACACCUGGCAUUGUUGGCGACAGUACAGGACAAGGUUACAGUGUGUGCAACAAAUGACUCCUACCAGGUGACCCGCGAACGUAUGACCCAGGCCGUGGAGGACACACGUGAACGCGGGACCAAAGUCAUCAAGCCUGGGGGCCAGUACAGAGGAAAGCAAGUCCAUAUUCGUAAGCCUGCGCUGUCAGCCCCAGAGGUGGUCCCAGAGCGCAAACGCUCCACACCCAUCAACCCAGCCAACACUAUUCGCAAGUGCCUUUCCAAUAACCCCGUGUCCCAGCGCUCGUUCCGGGAUCGCAUCAUCCAUCUGCUGGCGCUGAGGUCCUACAAGAAGCUGGAAGUGCUUGCCCGUUUGCAGCGAGACGGCAUCAACCAGAAGGACCGAAACUCACUGGGAACCACCCUGCAACAGGUGGCCAACCUCAACCCCAAAGACAACACAUACUCAUUGAAGGACUUUAUUUAUCGUGAUGUCCAGCGGGACUGGCCUGGUUACUCUGAAGAUGAGAAGACCCAGGUUGAGCGCAUCCUGGCUCGCAAACUAGGUCUUCCCAAUGAGACCCUCUCAUCCAGCAGUUCUCCCAAAGACAGUGUCCCCACAUCCCCCCAGAAACGCCAGCCAGAAUUUGACUUCAUCGAUCCUUUGGCACCAAAAAAAGCCCGCAUCUCCCACCUCAGCAAUCGAGGGCCAGCAACAUCUUCAUUGUCCUCCUCCUCUGACCGCCAUGAGGACGAGGGCAGCCCCAGCUCUAAACGCUCGUCCCUACCCUCCAACGUCACCUCGGGCCCUCCCUCCCAUCUCCCCAUCUCGUCGCACCCUCCUGCACCCUCUCACCAGCAGCCCAGCCCGGCCUCCAACUCCAAUUCACCCAGCACCCCGGAGGGCUGCGGCACCCAGGACCUGCCCAUGGACCAGAGUUCCUCUUGCCGAGACCCUUCACCCAGCCCUUUCUCCUCCGAUAGGUCCCUGCAGGACAGCUAUCGCCAUCCAGUCCCCGUCCCCAGACCGGCUUCCUCCCCCAUCCCUCCUCCUCCUCCUUGCACCUCUCUCACAGUUACCUCCACUGUCAUCACCAGCCCUCCCUCACCCAGCAGUACCAACAAGAAGUUGAAAAAGAAAUCCAAGAAGCACAAAGAUAAGGAUCGAGAGAGGGAGAAAGGGAAACGGACGGAAAAAGGUAGCAGAAGUCCUCCCAGUGUAGCAGUGCAGGCUGAAGAGACUCGUAGAGCCAAAAAGAAACGAAGUGCUGAGGAGGAGAACAGCUCAGUAAUCGUCAAGAAUCCUCACAAAGAUCGAGACUCUCCAGAUAAAGAGAAGCCGGUCCAAUCCACUGAAUUCUCCUCCUCAGUUGAGGUGCCUGAUUAUGUAGUGAAGUACAUGCCAUUGGUGUCCAUGGACCAGCGACAAAACUACAAGGAUGACUUCAAUGCAGAGUAUGAUGAGUAUCGCCUGCUACACGCCCGUGUCGAGAGCAUCACCCGCCGCUUCACCCAGCUGGAUGCCCAGUGCCGGAAACUGGCACCAGGCACCAAAGAAUACCAGAAGGUGCAAGAAGAAGUCUUGAAAGAGUACAAAAAGAUGAAACAACACAGCCCCAACUACCACGAGGACAAACAGCGCUGCGAGUACCUGCACAACAAGUUGGCCCACAUCAAGCGGCUAAUAGCUGAUUUUGACCAGCGCAGGGCUCAGGCCUGGUGCUGAGAGCACAGCACACAACAGCUUCACUGAUCAGUAUUGAGAAAGGAGUGUCAAACCAGGAGGGGGUGUCCAUCUGGCUGUUAUUUAUUAACACCCCUUCAGUUACUGCCUCCACAACAGCAACCCCUCACCUCUCCUCUAUCCCUUUUUCCCAUCAUCCUUUUUCAUUCCUUGCUUCUUUUCCGAUCUUUGAUUCCACUGGCUUCAUUGUUGCCUGCAGUCUUGGAAAUCUUACUUAAACUUUACCCCAAUCUUUUGCUUUCUCUACGUUUGUUCGCAAAAAGCUCCUGUGGACUUACAUACCACUGGACCAGUGGCAGGAGCUGCUGCAUGUGUGAACGGGUUUGGGGAAAAACUCUUUAACCUUUGAAGGACUUUAUCUUCAGGCUAAAAAAAAGAACAAAAAAAGUAUUUUUGAGCAUCAGAAAAUAUUAACUUGUAUUUAAGUAAAAAAAAAAAAAAGAAAGAGGGAGAGUUAUUUAUUUUGGGACUCGUAGUGCAAAGAAGAGUCCGCAGAUGAUAUAUUGUUUAACUUUUGUUGAAAACAAUGCAAAAAAAUUUACCGCGGGCCUUAUGUGUUGACUUUGUGAAGCCAUUUUGCACGCAAGAUCCAUUAUGUCAUCUCAUUUGGCAAAGAUGUGUCUCCCGCCUCAUUUCCUCUCUUUUCAUAGAAACUGUACUGGAUAACCUUGCUUCUACACGUUGCUGAGUUUUAGGCUGAAUUUGAAGGAAAUGAGACAGGCAGGAGAAAUCACCUGAGCUGAUUGAGAAGCAACAACAGUAUGUGUGCAUGGAUCGUAAAUUUAGUUGUAAUGGCCACAUGGGGUGGUGAGGGCGGGGUUAACUAAAGGAGUAUGAACCCCUGUCAGUAGGGGGCAGUAUUCCCUGCACCAACAGUGUUUAGUUUUCAUGGUGCAUUAUGGGUGCCUUAAGGUGUUUACACUCAGAAAUGUCAAGUUGGGCCGACCCUCGGGGGCCAGAGGCCACACAAAGGAACUAUAACUGCCUGGAAACAGGUUGUGUGUGUGUGUGUGUGU
Molecule: messenger RNA, 3099 nt
Organism: Plectropomus leopardus (leopard coralgrouper)
Lineage: Eukaryota; Metazoa; Chordata; Actinopteri; Perciformes; Serranidae
Gene: ell2
Product: elongation factor for RNA polymerase II 2
Biological process (GO): positive regulation of transcription elongation by RNA polymerase II; snRNA transcription by RNA polymerase II; transcription elongation by RNA polymerase II
Cellular component (GO): transcription elongation factor complex
Molecular function (GO): cis-regulatory region sequence-specific DNA binding
Source: RefSeq, a predicted model, not a curated record